Molecule: messenger RNA, 1535 nt
Organism: Eruca vesicaria subsp. sativa (arugula)
Lineage: Eukaryota; Viridiplantae; Streptophyta; Magnoliopsida; Brassicales; Brassicaceae
Source: the annotation of a GenBank genome assembly
AUGGCGGCGAAUCUGCCGAUGGAUAUCGUCGCCGAUGUCUUCCUCCGUCUCCCCGCUACUACCCUGGUCCGAUGUCGCCUCCUCUCGAAGCCUUGCUUCGCUCUUAUCAACAGUCCAGACUUCGUCGCGUCGCAUCUCAAACGCGUUCUCGAAACCGAAGAGCACCUCAUGAUCCUCCUCCGAUCUCAUCGCCUUCUACGUAGAUUGCACCUCGACGGACCGGAUAAACUCUCAGACGUCGACCAUCCGUUACUAACCGACGGUUUCACGAACGUUUUCGGUUCGGUUAACGGUUUAAUCGGUUUAACUAACUCUCCCGUUAAUUUAGCGAUUUUUAAUCCCUCAACGCGGACAAUCCACACCUUACCGGUUGAGCCUAUCGAUUUCCCGGAACGUUCCAUCACACGCGAGAAUGUUAUUUUCGGAUUAGGUUACGAUUCGGUGAGCGAUGAUUACAAAGUUGUUAGGAUGAUUAAGUCUAAGCACGAAGGCUAUUCUUUCGAACUGAAAGGUUAUCUUGUCGAAAUCAAAGUAUUCAGCUUAAAGAGUAAUAAGUGGAAGAGAAUCCAUCUUCGUUUUGAGCUUCAGGUUCUUUUCAUGAUGUACUAUUGCCAUGUGUUGUAUCGUCGUGGGAAUGGUGUUGUUGCUUGCAAUAGUCUUCACUGGGUUUUGCAUCGAAACCCUCUCGCCUUGGGAAAGAUAAUCAGAUUUGAUCUUGCCUCUGAUGAUAUUAGUGUCCUCAGUUACCCACUGGAGCUUUGCUUUCAAGUUAUGGGUUUAGGUGUGUUAGACGGUUGCCUUUGUUUGAUUUGUCACGACAGCCACAACGUCAGGAAUGGGCAUGUGGAUGUUUGGAUUUUGAGGGAGUAUGGAGGAGAGUGGAGUAAGUUCAUUACUCUGCCGAUACCAGAGACUGUGGUUUCGUUUAAGUUUGUGAGACCUCUGAUAUAUUCCAAGGACAGGAGGAAGAUUUUGCUUGAGAUAAACAAUGGGAAGCUCUUUUGGUUUGAUUUGGAGAGUAAGAGUUUUGAAAAGCUUGUGAUAAAGGGUUGUAAGGGUCCACGUAACGCGGAGAUCCUCGUGAGUAGCCUUGUUUUGGGAUGUAAAGGUGUUUCUGGCAGAGCUCCAGAAAAAAGUAACAAAAGUUGGUAUGCUCAUCUUUGUAGCCUUGUUUUGGGGAGUAGAGGUGAUCCUCGAGAAAAGGAAAUAAUGCUCAAGGGUUACAAAAGGUGGGGAGGUGGUUUUCUGUCCAAGGGAUUCAAGCUCAAGUAUGACAAAAGCAUGGGAACUUUGAAUCCCAAACCUUCGUCAAGGUACGCAGGGCGUAAGGUGGAAAGGAAAUGGCUUUAAGCAGCUUCAUCAAAUUCUAAUCCCAAAAUUAAGUCUAAGACUCUAAGUACUAAUUAGCUUAACCUAUGUAAUACAGUGUGCUUAGGUAGCCGUAGCUUCGUUUAAGUAUAGCAUGUUGCAGUAUAACUCAGUAGUUAGUUGCAUAUAUCAAAUCUAUAAAUCUAGUAAAAUUAUAUCUGGCUUCA